GCUGCACGUGCCGGACCACCUGCUGCGAAGGACGAUCGAGCCAAGUGCACAUUCUGCCACAAGCCAGGCCAUGAGUUUGAAAAUUGUUUCCGUCGUACAGGUGUGUAUCCGGACUGGUGGCACGACAAUCCUGGACGCGGUGGCAAGGGGCGGACUGGACAGAACCGAGGAGGGUCCGGGCGAGGAGGUUCCGGGCGAAAUGCAGGAAGAAGUGUGGUACAGGUCAUGCAUGUGGGGGAACACCAUCCGGAGGAUCAAGUGGGACAAGGAACGAAGGACAUCACGCUACACAGACCGGGGUUUACCGAUGAACAAUGGCAAACGUUCCUCAAGUUGAUGGAAAAUUGUAAGGCCACAUCGUCGGAAGAAAAACUCUCAGGACCUACUUACGAGGACGCCGAUU
Molecule: messenger RNA, 403 nt
Organism: Cuscuta europaea
Lineage: Eukaryota; Viridiplantae; Streptophyta; Magnoliopsida; Solanales; Convolvulaceae
Source: the annotation of a GenBank genome assembly